Molecule: messenger RNA, 1699 nt
Organism: Seminavis robusta
Lineage: Eukaryota; Bacillariophyta; Bacillariophyceae; Naviculales; Naviculaceae
Source: the annotation of a GenBank genome assembly
GUCCUAUCAACCCCAGCGAACCAGCGAAGCAUUAAAACAAAGAGAGAGAAAGAGAGACUGCUUGACUCGAAAGAGCUCUCGAAAGCAUCAAACAACCCAUCAAGCGCUCGCCCAACUACUGGUACCCUCAUGACAGAGCCAGCUGCAGGCGAUCUAUUGCCUCUUGAAAUGGGCAGCGCUGGGAUGAUCCAAGAUGAAGCUACUAGUAUCGAAGAAGAUACAGCUGCCACCAAACCGAUGGGUACCAGCACUCUCCCUUUUACUAGUAUCAGCCUCGAUGUCUGGUCGAUGAUUUUGGAGUUCCUGCCGGCCCAUGAUCUGCUAGAUCAGGUUUCCAAAGUCUCCCAGCAGUUUGACUCCAUUUUGAGAGACGAUAUCUUCUGGAAAUCUUACACCCAAGCCAUCGUAGUGAACAACGACCAGAACUGGAAUUUCUACAAGAACCAAAAGCUUGUAAAUGUUCUACCGUUGCAACAAAUGUGUGUCUUUGCUACUGGCCCCACGCAUGUUCAACAACCAGAGAAGAGAGGCUUUCGAUGCCAACGAUCGCAGUCUCUCUUGUAUUCCUCCAGUCAAGCUCGAAGUCUCUGGGAGAGAGACAAUCAAUGGACUUGUUUGGCAUCCUCUACCCAUCACACACCGCGAGAAGUCAUUGAAUGCACUCUCUCGCCCGCGAUACGCUCUUGGGCCAGCCGACCACUCAGUCCGGGAUGGUGGAGUUCCCGGCCGUCCCCUUCUUCCACCAAUACGAAAGAAACACUACUCUACAAAACCGUGUACCCACAAACGUACCUCACACGUGUGGCCAUUAAUCCCUUGGUGGAUACCUUUCGUGGCAUGGUGUUGGUCUAUGGAUGGCAUCAAACCAAAAUUACCGCCUACUGGUUGCCACCCUCUCAUUUGGAACAACACCAGCACAAGAAAAAAUCACAACAAUCACUGACAGACGCACAACGGAUUCAAGCAUUGUUGCAGGAUCAAAGACCCGUCUACGAAUCGGCGCUGCUACCGACCAAACAAUUGGCACGUCCCGUGCGACUCUCUAGCAAUGCUUGGGAAGUGCACGAAUUCCCUUCGGGUAUCAUUGCCAAUGUUGUUGUCAUUGAGCUGAUGGGAAAGAAAUCUCGUGAAAUGAUGGGAUACUAUGCCUGUGUCGAGCAAGUCCGGAUGGAGGGUAUCCCGCUGUUGGACGAUCGAGAAGCCUUGUCCAUGAACUUGAAGACGCUUCGAGGGAGUCGUACUCAUCCGUAUUGGACCAAAGGAUAUCACAAUGUGGAUGACAGUGAUAGUGACAGUGACAGCGACAGCCUCAGCAGCGGCAGCCUUAGCGGUAGUGGUUUUUCCAGCGACGAAGACGAGAGUGACGACGAAGAUGUCGCCGACAGUGACGGAGAAGGCAUGGCAGAAGAGAAUGAAGAAGCACAAAGUGACCACGAAGAAGGAGGAAUGCGCGUGGAUAACAAUGCGGGAGAGGGGGAACUUGACGUCCAUCCGAAUCCUGUGCAGAACGACGACGACGAGGGAGGGAUCAACCGCAUGUUUCGUAAUGACGAGGAUGACGGAGACUAUUGAUCGAAAUAGAAAGCCCAAAUUCAAAUUCAAAAUUAGACUAUAAACACCAUGAUCGGCUAUUCCAAAAGGCAUACCAGUAGCAGGUGAACAUUCUACCGUGCCUUUGUUUGCGAUCAGUUCUGGACAC